AUGGCCUUUCUUCGGCCUUUUGACCCGGCCGACGCUGAUCAGGCAGCGUACAUUUGUCGGGCCACGCUACUCCCAGGUCUGGGCUGGUCUGAGCUGGCGGCUCGACUGGCGCCCGUUGCUCUUCGAGUGCUCACCGUCGAGUGGCCCUCCCGCCGCAAACAGUGCUUCGUGCUGGACGACGGCACCGGCAAGGCUGUGGGCUACGUGCUCGGCUGUCCCGACGUCUUUGCCUUCGUGGCCGCCUACCGCCCGUACGUCGACCAGGUCCUGGCCUCGGAUGUGCCGCCGCCCGCCCAGCUCGAGACACAGGUACCGCUGCUUGUGCCAAGGCCGUUGGCCGCGGCGGCGGAGGGGGGUGAGACGGAAAUCAACCCAGAGUGCUUGGUGCAGUGGGCGUACAAGCCCGAGUGGGUAAUGGGCUUCCGCGACAAGGCCGACAUGCUGGAAGCUCACAGGGCUACCUUACAUAUCGACCUGCUGCCCGAGUUUCAGAGGCAAGGGUGGGGCCGCAAGCUCGUCGACCUGUUCGUGGGUAGCAUUCGACAGUCUGUGCGAGAUGGUCAGGGCGACAUGGGCCGAGGAGUACAUCUCUUUAUCGGCGAGGAGAACAAGCAAGUGGUCGACUUUUACCAAAAGUGUGGCUUCCGGCUCCGUGACGGCGGCGACAAAAGGACGUACUGGUUGGUCAAAGAUGUCGACGUGUAA
Thyridium curvatum is the source of this 705-nucleotide messenger RNA. RefSeq lists its product as uncharacterized. The transcript is spliced from 3 exons. Lineage: Eukaryota; Fungi; Ascomycota; Sordariomycetes; Thyridiales; Thyridiaceae. Bases 1 to 705 code for a protein of 234 amino acids. Gene Ontology annotation, molecular function: acyltransferase activity, transferring groups other than amino-acyl groups. The record is from RefSeq and is a predicted model, not a curated record.